AUGAAGUCCUUCGCCGCCAUCAUUCUCACCGCCCUGCUCGGCUCUGCCGUCGCUGCUCCCCUUGAGCCCCGUGUCGAUGCUCAGGAGUUUGACGUCUCCGAGUUUACCGCCGGCUGCAUCCCCCACGGAACUCUCUGCACCAUUCGAUUCAAGGUAGCCACCAACCAGAUGCCCUACGCCACCGAGUGCGGCUUCUCUGGCACGCCGCUCGGCUCCAGCUCUCUUCCCGACACCGGAUUCGCCACAUGUACCGACCCGAGCAUCAUCUGGUCGUUCCGUCGCGUCCAGACUGCUAAUGCAACCGGGUCUGCUCCCUUUUACGAGCUUGCUCUGUCCAACGCGGGUCAGAAUAUUGCUGCGGCCAAGUUCUGGCCUGCAUCGGCUUUUCCCAUCUUGCAGUCGGGCGCAUCGUUUUAUCAGCAGUAUAAUGGCGAGCAGAGGUUUGUCAUUCAUCAAUGA
Messenger RNA from Podospora anserina S mat+, 459 nucleotides. RefSeq lists its product as uncharacterized. The record is from RefSeq and is a predicted model, not a curated record. Lineage: Eukaryota; Fungi; Ascomycota; Sordariomycetes; Sordariales; Podosporaceae. The transcript has 2 exons. Bases 1 to 459 code for a protein of 152 amino acids.